AUGCCCUUCGACACCAGCCUCCGCAACACCCUCAUCUUCCUUACAAUCUUCAUCUUCGCCUUCUUUCCCACACUCUUCCAACUCCUCCUUGCACCAAUCUACCUCCCGCUCCGCCUCCUCGGUGCCGACUUCUCCUACCCAACACCCCCAGCUUCCCUCUACCCAACCUGUGCCUGCUGUCCUCCCGCGUCCUGCCCGACACCUACAACCCCAAUUCAAGAACCACCACCACCACCCACCAUGUCCUCAGCCUGGUUCCAAAAAACCCUCACCCUCCCCUCCAAAUCCCGCGGCUCCUACCUCAUCACCUCCACCAUCGAAAAAGAGCUCCCGGAAAUCAAAUCCUACCGCGUCGGGCUCCUCCACCUGUUCAUCCAACACACCUCCUGCGCCCUCUCCCUCAACGAAAACUGCGACCCGGACGUCCGGACCGACAUGAGCGACGCCCUCGACCGCGUAGCACCAGAGGACAAGAAGGGGGAUAUGUACCGGCAUGAUGCGGAGGGGGAUGAUGAUAUGCCGGCGCAUAUUAAGAGUUCGCUCGUGGGGACGAGCGUGACGGUGCCGAUCAGUGAGGGGAGGUUGGCGACGGGGACGUGGCAGGGGAUUUGGUAUUUGGAGUUUAGGGCGAUGAAGCAUAGUAGGAGGGUGGUGGCUACGAUUCAGGGGGAGAAGAUGUGA
Molecule: messenger RNA, 681 nt
Organism: Saxophila tyrrhenica
Lineage: Eukaryota; Fungi; Ascomycota; Dothideomycetes; Mycosphaerellales; Extremaceae
Exons: 1
Coding region: 1-681 (226 amino acids)
Source: RefSeq, a predicted model, not a curated record